AACGCACUAUGGUGGAAGGGUCCACCGUGGUUAACGUCCGAUCCAGCGGAGUGGCCAAGUAUGUUUCCAGUCCAAGACGCCUGUGAAUUUCCUCCCGAAGUUCUCGAGGUGAAGCUUCGUACGCUUGCAGCCGUCACUCGAUCCACCGAAGCUCCCGACCGCACACUGUUCACCCGCUACUCGUCACUAACGAGACUCACCCGCAUCGCUGCAUAUUGCCGCAGAUUUGUGCGGUACUGUCGGGCCAAGCUCGCUGGAUUCCACCUACAAUCUAUUCCGUACCUUACCUCAGCAGAACUCCUUCAAGCACAAGAAGGCCUUGUGAAAGUUGUGCAAAAUGAGUGCUUCAGCCAAGAAAUCGCUAUGCUUCAGGCCAGAUGCGAAGCGGAUCUCAAGAAAUCCCCAUUACGUACCUUGAAUCCCUUCAUCCACGAUGAUGUACUUCUGGUCGGUGGCCGGCUGAACCACUCUUCAUACUCGUUCACGCGCAAGCAUCCAAUGCUUUUGCCUGCAGCGCAUCCGUUCACUUCACUGCUCGUUGAUUCGGUGCACAAGCAGCUUCUCCACGCUGGACCGCGUGCGAUGAUCGCACACAUCCGUGAACAAUAUUGGCCAUUAAACCUCCGUAACCUGGCACGGAGACACGUCAAAUCCUGCUUGCGUUGUUACCGCACACGACCACAAGCAGAACACCAGCUGAUGGGCCAACUUCCGAAAGUUCGCAUCACUCCGACCCGUGCGUUCCUCAACACGGGCGUUGACUUCUGUGGUCCCGUUUGGCUGAAGGUACCAGUACGUCGAACGAAACCAGCUCCACCGAUCCGAGCAUACGUCGCUGUAUUCGUAUGUAUGGCUACGAAGGCCGUACACCUUGAAUUGGUUGGCGAUCACAGCUCCGAAACCUUCAACGCAACGUUGAAACGGUUCGUUGCACGGCGAGGCAAGCCAAUCGCUCUGUUCUGUGACAAUGCCACCAACUUCAAGGGCGCAGACAGGGAACUCCGAGACCUCUGCAAGCAACUCAACGACCAACAACUACGACUGAAGAUAGCAUCGUUCUGCGCUGAAUCAUCCAUCCAGUUCAACUUCAUCCCCGCGAACGCUCCGACAUUCGGCGGCCUUUGGGAGGCCGCAGUCAAGGCUUUCAAGCAUCACUUUCGGUGA
Ochlerotatus camptorhynchus is the source of this 1164-nucleotide messenger RNA. RefSeq lists its product as uncharacterized. Lineage: Eukaryota; Metazoa; Arthropoda; Insecta; Diptera; Culicidae. Bases 61 to 1164 code for a protein of 367 amino acids. Gene Ontology annotation, biological process: DNA integration. The record is from RefSeq and is a predicted model, not a curated record. Gene Ontology annotation, molecular function: nucleic acid binding. The transcript has a single exon.